CCAAAUCAGUUUUAGUUUUCCCUUUGGUGUCACUCCAGAAACACUCUACAAAAUUCACUAGUUUUUUAGACAAAAUUCAUAUUCCCUUAAAGCAAAAUGAUCAUAGACAUGGACAACCCCGACAUUCCGGAUGAGGUCAUCAACUACGUGGAGGAGCAGCGAGCUCGACAGCGUGAAUUUGUCAUCCAGAAGGAGUUGCUCAAGGAGCGCAUCAAGAAGGCGCAGGACAUGAUAAAGCUGCUAGAGGGUCGGGCCAAUGCACUUCCUUGCACCAUUGCGUGUGGCAACAUCUACCAGCAGAGCACCGUGCAACAGUUGAGGGAAAGUCUGGCUGCCAAUCUAUCGAGCUCCAUGGAGGACUUCAUCGAGACCCACCGGAAGAUCCUGGCCAUACAGCGAGAUCUCAGCCAGGACUACGAGACGAUCUGCGAGAACGCCAACCGGCCGGAUUAUCUCACUUAGAUGGCCUAAAUGAAGUCUAGGAAGUGCUGUAAUUUGGCAAUGCCGACCUUAACAGCAUUAGUGAUCCUAUUAUCCUUGAAAUCGGUUAGAGGGACGACUAAAUCAUGCAGUUGAUACCUACCAUUUAAUUUGUAAAUAAAUAUGAACCGAACUUUA
Messenger RNA from Drosophila teissieri, 618 nucleotides. RefSeq lists its product as uncharacterized. The transcript has a single exon. The record is from RefSeq and is a predicted model, not a curated record. NCBI's taxonomy places the organism in Eukaryota, Metazoa, Arthropoda, Insecta, Diptera, Drosophilidae. The coding region runs from base 97 to 462 and encodes 121 amino acids.